GCCCAUCUCCCACCUCGUCUCCUCCCCCCCCGCCAGUUUCUCCACUCUUCGUCUUCACCUCGUUGUCUCAGCACCCCCCUUCCCACUUCAACUCGUCUUCGGCCGGUCUUCACGUCGCAUCCGCGUCAACCUCCACCUCGUCACCCUCGUCGUCCUCGUCUCUGCCCCCCCCCACCUCGUCUCCUCCCCUCCUCACGCCUCGUCGACUCGCCUCCACUUCGUCUCAACUCCUACGACUCGCCCACCUCGUCACCCUCGUCUCCACCAUUACACACCUCGUCACCCUCGUCUCCACCAUUACACACCUCGUCACCCUCGUCUCCACCAUUACACACCUCAUCACACUCGUCUCCACCAUUACACACCUCGUCACCCUCGUCUCCACCAUUACACACCUCGUCACCCUCGUCUCCACCAUUACACACCUCGUCACCCUCGUCUCCACCAUUACACACCUCGUCACCCUCGUCUCCACCAUUACACACCUCGUCACCUCUCCAAUCUCCACACACCUCGUUACCUUCAAUCUCCACACACCUUGUCACCUUCAAUCUACACACACCUCCUCACCUCGUCACUCCCCCUGUCUCCACCCACCUCGUCACCCCUCCUGUCUCUCCCCACCUCGUCACCCCCCCCGUCUCUCCCUACACCUCGUCACCCCCCCUGUCUCUCCCUACACCUCGUCACCCCUCCUGUCUCUCCCCACCUCGUCACCCCCCCUGUCUCUCCCUACACCUCGUCACAUCUGCUGUCUCUCCCUACACCUCGUCACCCCCCCUGUCUCUCCCCACCUCGUCACAUCUGCUGUCUCUCCCUACACCUCGUCACCCCUCCUGUCUCCACCCACCUCGUCACCCCCCGUCUCUCCCUACACCUCGUCUGCGCUGCCUUGAGGAGGGGAACGAUGGCGGGACGCGGCGUCCGCGCCCUGCUGCUGUGGCUCUGCGUGGCCUCCGCCUCCCCCGACGGACCCGUCAUCACCUUGGGGCCCGAGAACCAGGAUGCACUGGUGGAGCAGGAGGCGUCCUUCACGUGCCACGUGACGGCCUCCCCACCAGCCGAGAUCACCUGGUCCCGCAACCACGUGCCCGUGAGGCGCUUCGAUGCGCGCUACCGGCUGGGCGAGGGCGGGCAGCUGCUCACGGUGGUGACGGUUGAGGAGCCGGACGCGGGCGUGUACUGCUGCACCGCCUCCAACGGGCACGGCACCCCGGCCAACGCCUGCGCCGCCCUGCAGGUCAAGAUGAAGCCGCGCGUCACCCGGCCGCCCGGCGACGUCACGGUUGUGGCGGGCGCCAAGGUGGUGCUGCCCUGCAUCUCCAUGGGCAACCCCACCCCGGCCAUCUCCUGGACCAAAGACAACGCUCCUCUCAGGGAGUCGAGCCGCGUGUCGGUGCUGGCGUCGGGGAACCUGCGCGUGCGGGGCGCCACGCGCACGGACGGCGGCCUCUACCGCUGCGCGGCGCGCAACAGCCUCGGCGUGGAGUACUCGCGGCCCGCCCUGCUCACCGUGAACGAGAAGAGCGUGGACCACGCAAGUGCUGAAGGUCCUGCGCGCAUGCUGCAGGCCCCAGAGGCCGAGUAUCAGGUUCGGCACGGGGCCGAGCUGGUGCUGCUGUGUCGAGCUCGGGGCCUCCCUCCUCCCACACUCACGUGGACGCGUGACGCUGCCCCCCUGCCUCCAGAGCUCUCGCCGGAGGUGGUGACGCGCGGCGCGGUCACGGAGUCCUGGGUCCGGCUCCGCGUCUUCCUCUCCGCCAACUUCGCGUGCCGCGCCGACAACAUUCACGGCAGCGCCGAAGCGCGCACACGUGUCUCCCUGCAGGGGGAGGGGCCCGGAUCACCAGGCGAGGCGUCGACGGCUCCGACGACUCCAUCCCCCGCGCGCGGCGCCGUGGCCCCGGCAGUAGAGGUGGCUCCAGCGCGCGGCGGCGUUGGCGGAGGUGGUACCGCUGGAGCAGCCGGUGCUGGCGGUAGCGACCGUGGCGCCGGCGGUAGUCACGGCGGCGUUGGUGCCGGCGCCGGCGUUGGUGUCGGCGCCGGCGCUGGUGGCGGCGGCGGCGAUGACGGCGGUCGCCGUGGCGGCGACGGUGCUCGCCACGACGCGGGCACGCCGGAGCACGUGGCGCCGCCCCCCGUUGCGGCGUCGGCCACGCACUCCAUGCUCGUGGUGAUCUCGCUCGUGUCCGGCCUGGGCGCGACCGCGCUGCUCGUGCUGCUGGGGGCCGCCGUGUGCAACGCCGUGCGGCGCCAGCAGCAGCAGCGGCACAAGGAGCGCCAGGACGGGCCCGGCGAGCGGGCCGGCCCGCCAUGCGAGGCGCCCUCGAACCACGUGCUACUGGAGCGGAUCCCACCCAACCCCAUGUACCAGCGCCUGUCCAGCCUGCUGAGCUCGCGGCUGCAGAGCCUCGAGUACCCGCGCAACAACAUCCAGUACGUGCGCGACAUCGGCCAGGGCGCCUUCGGCCGCGUCUUCCAGGCCAGGGCCCCGGGGCUGCUGGUGGGUGAGGCGAUCACCAUGGUGGCCGUGAAGAUGCUGAAGGAGGAGGCUUCACCAGACAUGCAGGCCAACUUCCACCGUGAGGCGGCGCUCAUGGCGGAGUUCACGCACCCCAACAUCGUCAAGCUUCUGGGAGUGUGCGCCGUGGGCAAGCCCUUCUGCCUCCUCUUCGAGUUCAUGCCGCACGGAGACCUCAACGAGUACCUGCGGCGCUGCAGCUCCGAGGCGGCGCUGGCGGCGUCGUCGCCGGCGGCAGCGCCGACGGUGACGACGGCGACGACGACGACGCAGGGUGACCGCUCCACGCUGUCGGCUCAGAGCAGCGGCUCGGAGCCCGUGUCGCUGUGCUGUGCCGACAAGCUGUUCGUGGCCACGCAGGUCGCCGCCGGCAUGGCCUACCUCGCCGAGCGCAAGUUCGUGCACCGGGACCUCGCCACGCGCAACUGCCUCGUCGGCAACCGCCUCGUCGUCAAGAUCUCCGACUUCGGCCUCUCGCAGAGCAUAUACGCGGCCGACUACUACAAGGCGAACGAGAACGACGCCAUCCCCAUCCGCUGGAUGCCGCCCGAGUCCAUCUUCUACAACCGCUACACGAGCGAGUCGGACGUGUGGGCGUUCGGCGUCGUCCUCUGGGAGAUCUUCUCGAACGGCCUGCAGCCCUACUUCGGCAUGUCGCACGAGGAGGUCAUCUACUUUGUGCGCGACGGCAACGUGCUCGCGUGCCCCGACGGGUGCCCGCUCGACCUCUACAACCUCAUGCGCCUGUGCUGGGCGCACGCGCCCGCCGACCGGCCCAGCUUCGCCAGCGUCCAGCACGUGCUGGCGCGCAUGCACGCGCAGCUGACGGCGCCGGCGCCAUGAGUCGCGAUGGGGAGCCGCCACCUUCCCCACCGCGUCCCUCGUCCGGGACGCGCUCGCGCUCUCUCGCUCGUUACACUGACGGGGCGCUGGCGCCCCUGCAGCCGCGGGCCCGUGCCGUCGCCGGUUCCCGCCCCAGUGGCGGCUUUGGCCAAAUUAGGUGCCUCUCGUGCUCAGCGCGGGGGUUCAUUCUGCCCCGGAGAGCCCUGCCGUGGCUCCGGUGGCACUCCCGUGUUCUGCCUAGUGGGGGCCCCAUGCUCAGCCGGGGGGAGUUCAGUUUGUACUGCCCGGAUUGGCUCCAGGACAUCCGUUCUCGGUCGGGGGACUGCGUGCCGACCACGGGGUCUCUGUGAUCGCCCAGAGGACCCGUACCCUGGUAUCUGGAUCCCCGUCUUGAGCCUCUAGGUCCCCUAUCUAACCCAGGGGGCUCUUGUCUGGGCCCUGGAGUUCUCUAUACCGGCCCUGAUAGCUCCUGUCUGUCCCUGCUUGUCUGUCCCUGCUCUCUGACUAUAGGGUCCCUGUGUGAUGCUUAGGGACAACUUUGACCCGACGGGCCCCUGUCCACGCAGGAAUGUGGGCUGUGGGCCCCGGUCGAACGCGUGGGUGUGUGAAUGAGCGCUUUUCAUUGCCGCUCCGACGGCAGUGGGGGAGCGUUUUUUUUCUCUCGAAAGGUCGCGAUGAAAUAAAACGAUUCUUUUUCGAUUUAAAGCUUUCGUGACUGCAGGGAUUAAUAUUAUUGGUUCUUUUGGUAAAGUCACGUAGAAGGGAAAUAAUAAAAUAAUAAAAAUAAAACAAUACAAUUUUCACGACGUUUCAAUUGCAACACAAGCAAUCAUGAUCAGGUGUGAAAACCACAGCAAGAAAAUUUGUUGCAAUCGAAACGUCGUGAGAAUUUUAUUGUUUUAUAUUUGUAUUAUUUUAUUAUUUCCCUUUUACGUGACUUUACCGAAAGAACCAAGAAGAUGAAAACGAUUCGUGUUCACAUGCGAGGCCUGGGACGGCGCUCGGUGAUUUACUAUACCUGGAGUUUCCGCCAAUGACCUCGGCGCUUUGACAUGAACUACGGACACGUGUGUUAAUGCGCUGUCGCGAUGUACAUUGAGUAGGGGGUGCAAUGAUUCAUCUGAAUUCUCUAUCCCAUGACGAUGCAUCAAAUCACGUAAGAAUGAAAAUGUUUUUUUCGAUUUGUACGCACUGUAUUUAAUUACUUCAUACCAUUGCCCUUGCAGACACUGGAGGCGCUACAAUUCUCUGCAAUGUGAACAUACGUUUUUUCACGAAUUGAAUCUCCACCCCGAGAUGUAACAUUGUGUAAUAAUAACCAGCACGGGGCCGGCGGGCGGGCGGGCGGUGGGGGAUAAGUAGGAUUUGAAAUUGGAACAUCAGCCAUGAUCUAUCCACUGCUGGACGAAUGCCUCCCCACGCCAUCGCUGUAUCUCGACGUCUCAACUGGAAGAUGGGACAAACAUCGGCCGAUGCCAUCAACCCGGCAACCGAACAUCAACCAACGAUCCCCCGGGUCUCUGGAGCAACGACAACUCGACCGGCUCGCGAUGCCACGAAAUGCGUCUGGCUCCUGCACACGAGAGGUUGAUCUCGUCGCUCCACCCGCGACGGCAGUCGCCUUCUCGUUCCCGCUCCCUCUUGGCUGACGUUUCAUCCCCAGUCUCGUCCACUGGCCCGUUAUUUCUCCGAGGCCGUGCUGUGUGUCCUGUUCCGCGAGCCGGCUUAACUAUUCCGAAUGGUUAACGUUGUCUCCCAUCGGCAUUCGUGGUCCCGAUCUGUUGCGUUCCUCUUGAUUUGUCUCGGUGUAUUUUUUUGCAGUAAUACAUCGCACCACACUUAUGUGCAUGCAGAUACUCCUCUACUUACGAACAUUCGACUUACGAACUUUCAGAGAUAUGAACCAACCUGGUCCAUACGUCCAGUUGCGGCUGUUCGGACCGAGAGUCGUAAGUUCAACGGCCACGCAAUAGAUGGCGGCGGUGGCAUCUACAUCUGCAGAACGUGAAGAACCAGUGGCAUCUACAUCUGCAGAACGUGAAGAACCAGUGGCAUCUACAUCUGCAGAACGUGAAGAACCAGUGACAUCUACAUCUGCAGAACGUGAAGAACCAGUGGCAUCUACAUCUGCAGAACGUGAAGAACCAGUGACAUCUACAUCUGCAGAACGUGAAGAACCAGUGACAUCUACAGGAGAUUUGGCAACUUUUAAAGCCAUUCUCUGUGUUUAGUGUACAUGCCUUACAACAUGUUUGACUUACGAAAAAAUCGACUUACGUACAGAACUCUGGAACCUAACUUUUUCGUAAGUAGGGGAGUCCCUCUAUGUUGAACUUCUUGUACACCGUACGCAGGCCAAACGCGUUAAUCGGAGUUAAAGCCCAGCCAUGUUUUUUUCUGCUUUAAACAAAUGCUGCUGGGAAGAAUAAGAAAAACAAUUGCUGUUGAAUACACCAAUCAGAUCACACGGAACCUUUGUACGCACGUGUCAUUUACAUUAUCAACGUGUGGAUAAGGUAGAGCACAAAAUGGGACCUUUUUAUAGUAUCAAAGUAUGAAAAAAUAUGAGUAGGUGUUUACCCUUUCUGGUAAUAAAACAGGAGUUGUGUUAAUAUGUUUAAACGUCAAAUAGAUAAACCUUUUGCAAGGAAUCGAAUCUGCAUUAUGGG
Messenger RNA from Lethenteron reissneri (Far Eastern brook lamprey), 6033 nucleotides. Its product is annotated as muscle, skeletal receptor tyrosine protein kinase-like. Gene Ontology annotation, cellular component: signaling receptor complex; plasma membrane. Lineage: Eukaryota; Metazoa; Chordata; Hyperoartia; Petromyzontiformes; Petromyzontidae. Gene Ontology annotation, molecular function: Wnt-protein binding; ATP binding; transmembrane receptor protein tyrosine kinase activity. Gene Ontology annotation, biological process: cell surface receptor protein tyrosine kinase signaling pathway; multicellular organism development; positive regulation of kinase activity. The record is from RefSeq and is a predicted model, not a curated record.